Messenger RNA from Rhizophagus irregularis DAOM 181602=DAOM 197198, 648 nucleotides. RefSeq lists its product as uncharacterized. The record is from RefSeq and is a predicted model, not a curated record. Lineage: Eukaryota; Fungi; Glomeromycota; Glomeromycetes; Glomerales; Glomeraceae. Gene Ontology annotation, molecular function: protein binding.
CUCUAAAAACACCACAUAGAAAAUUACAUUAUUACGAAAUGACAAUAUUAAAAUAUACGGAUCCUGACAACACUAAUAAUAUUGCUAUUGGUUUAGCCACUAAACCUUACUUUCAUAAUAGAUUACCUGGUUUAAAUUUAUAUUCUGUUGGUUAUCAUUCUAUAAACGGUCAAAAAUUUAAUAAUGAUAAUAUUGGGAAUGAAUACGGACCUGAUUGGACAAAAGUUGAGGACACUGUUGGUUGCGGGUAUUAUUCUGAUAGUGGGGAAGUUUUCUUCACUAAGAAUGGAAAAUUUUUGGGUAACGCUUUUACCAACAUAAAGCAUAUUUGGUUUCCAACAAUUGGCGCUAGUAGUCCUUGUAUGGUCGAAAUUAAUUUUGGAGAUAAUCCUGAUAAUGAAUUUAAAUACAAAGAAGCCAUAGGUUAUGGCCCUGGUGGGCCCAUUCUAUUAAGUAAGAGAAGAAGUUUAAAAAGUCGUGGUAGCAUUAAAGGUUCGCCCAGUGAAAGCAAGACAUAAAUGAGAGAUCAGCAAUGGGUCAUGUGACAUUUUUUUCGAAGUUCGAUAUCUUAAUAAAAUUACUUUAUUCAAUAGAAAUUGUAAUAUACUGUAAAUACAUAUAAAAUAAUAAUAUAAAAAUAAAUUUACA